UAAGAUAUAUCGGAUGAGUCAUCAUUGCUUAUUUCUAUGACAAAAAUAAUUAAUACGUUGCAUCGCACAGUGAAAAAAAUGUACCUAAAUACGCAACAAGUACAGCAUAAAAGUUUUUUUUCACGUUGUAGGUUUGAAGUGUUCACGUAAACAUUUUAUAUGUCAUAUGCUUAUGCAAAUACAUUUAGAAUGAAAUAUUUAUUAGUUGUAUAAUUGAAAUUAAUAUAUAAACAAAAAAAUGGAAGGACACGAAGAUGAUGAAUUAGAAGAUUUAAAUUCAACUAUUUAUACAUUUCCACCAAAUGUACAAAAUGUCAUUGAACAGGUUUUGCCUAGUACGGAUCCAUUGGACCAACCAAAUUUUAAUGUAGUAGAUUAUAUAAAUUCAUUGUUCCCAACAGAACAGUCUCUAUCGAAUAUAGAUGAUGUAGUAAAUAAUAUGGAAUUAAAAAUACGCAAUAUAGACAAAGAAAUUCGUUCUGUAGUACGUGGACAAACAAAUGUAGGUCAAGAUGGAAGAGCAGCAUUAGAAGAUGCACAGAAAGUAAUAAAACAAUUAUUUGUGCAUAUCAAAGAUAUUAAAGAUAAAGCAGAACAAUCUGAAGAAGUUGUCAAAGAAAUAACAAGGGAUAUUAAACAAUUAGACUUUGCUAAAAGAAAUCUCACUGCCUCAAUAACAGCAUUGAAUCACUUACAUAUGCUUGUGGAAGGUGUAGAUACUUUAAAAGUAUUAACACAAAAGAAACAAUAUGGUGAAAUUGUUUUACCAUUACAAGCAGUGAUGGAAGUGAUGCAACAUUUUAAUAGUUACAUGGAUAUACCUCAAGUAAAACAAUUGUCUGACGAAGUACGUCAAAUACAUGUUGAGUUGGCUCAACAAAUUACAGCAGAUUUUAAACAAGCAUUUUCUGGUCAAAAUCCAAAAUAUUUUAAUCAACUUACAGAAGGUUGUUUAGUGUUGUCUGUUUUGGAUCCUAAAGUCAAGAAAGAUCUCCUUACCUGGUUCGUAGGUAUUCAAUUACAAGAAUAUGCACAUCUCUUUGAUGAAAAUCAAGAUUUUGCAUGGUUGGAUAAAAUAGAUCGACGCUAUGCUUGGAUAAAGAAACAUUUAUUUGAUUUUGAAUCAAAAUUUGGUGCAAUUUUUCCUCAAGAUUGGGAAAUAUCUGAACGAAUUGCUGUGCAAUUUUGUCAUGUUACAAGAGAAGAUCUUACAAAAUUAAUGCAUAAGAGACGUGCUGAAAUAGAUGUCAAACUAUUACUUUAUGCAAUUCAAAGGACUAGUAAUUUUGAAUCAUUAUUAGCAAAAAGAUUUAGUGGUAUUACUUUAGAAAAUUUGGAUGUAGGAAAUAAAAAAAAUACUACAGACAUGACUGAUAAUAAAGUUCCAGGCAAUCCAUUUGAACAAAAUGAACAAGUACAAAAUGAGAAACCAAAACCAUCAUCAUUUUUAAAUCUCAUAGGAAGAUGUUUUGAACCAUAUUUAAAUAUUUAUAUAGAAAGCUUAGAUCGUAAUCUGGCAGAUCUAAUGGAUAAAUUUGUAUCAGAUUCUAAAACACAACCACCUGGUGCUAAAGAUAGUGAUGGUAUUGAGGGUCCUAGUAGUGUGUUAUCCUCGUGUGCAGAUCUGUUUGUAUUUUAUAAAAAAUGUAUGUUACAAUGUACACAACUUAGUACAGGUUCAAUUAUGUUAAGUUUAGCGGAAACUUUUCAAAAAUAUUUACGUGAAUAUGCUCUUAAAAUAUUGCAAAAUAAUUUACCUAAAAUUGGGGGUAGUGCGGGAAUUGCUACCAGUAUGAGUAGUAUACGUGAUUUUCGAGAUCUUUCAACAUCAGGUUUUAUACAGAAUUUCCAAAGUUUUCUAAAGGAAGGUGAAAGCACUAGAUUUAGUAAAGAAGAACAAUCGCGUAUAUGCUGUAUAUUAACAACUGCUGAAUAUUGCUUAGAAACAACACAACAAUUGGAAGAAAAACUACGAGAAAAAACAGAUAAAUGUUAUGCAGAAAAAAUUAAUCUGUCUCAAGAACAAGAUAUUUUUCAUAAUGUUAUAUCAAAUUGUAUACAAUUACUUGUUCAAGAUUUAGAAUCUGCAUGUGAAUCUGCAUUAACUGCAAUGACAAAGGUUCAGUGGGGUGCCAUAGAAGUUGUUGGUGAUCAAAGUAAUUAUGUUAAUACUAUUGUGGCACAUCUUCGACAAACGAUACCUACUAUCAGAGAUAGAUUAUCCUCAUGUAGAAAAUAUUUUACUCAACUCUGUGUAAAAUUUGCAAGUUCAUUCAUAAUAAAAUUAGUACAACAAUUGUAUAAGUGUAAACCAUUAAAUACCGUAGGUGCCGAACAAUUGUUGCUAGAUGUACACAUGUUAAAAACUGCUCUCUUAGAUCUUCCAUCAACAGGUUAUCAAGUUCAAAGAAAAGCACCUGCUACAUAUACUAAAGUAGUAGUGAAAGGCAUGGCAAGUGCUGAAAUGAUUCUUAAAAUUGUAAUGUCUCCAAUAGAAUCUCCAAAAGACUUUGUAAAACAAUGUAGAAUACGUCUACCAGAUUUACAAGCACCAGAAUUUCAAAAGAUAUUGGAUAUGAAGGGUCUGAAAAAAACAGAACAAGUUUUACUAUUAGAACAAUUUAAGCAACCUGAGAAUACAGACGUUUCUCAUGAUAUUAGGAGUCAUAUCAUUCAAGAUAGCCCAGAACAUGAAGCCGGACGAAUAAAAAGAUUGGAAAAGUUAAUAAAAAAAAGAAUAUGAAUAUGUUUUAUAGUAAAACUUAUAUUGUAAUGUACAUAUUCAAAUUAAAUAUAAUUGUAACUAUAUAAAUAUUAAAAUUGCAUAAUUCUCUUA
Molecule: messenger RNA, 2836 nt
Organism: Apis mellifera (honey bee)
Lineage: Eukaryota; Metazoa; Arthropoda; Insecta; Hymenoptera; Apidae
Gene: Vps53
Product: vacuolar protein sorting-associated protein 53 homolog
Exons: 13
Coding region: 239-2743 (834 amino acids)
Biological process (GO): retrograde transport, endosome to Golgi
Cellular component (GO): GARP complex
Source: RefSeq, a predicted model, not a curated record